CGUGCUUCUCUUUCCUGCUACGGCAGCGGGCAGCGACGGCGGGGGUUGCAGUCUUGUACCUAGAUAAAUCUGGGUGAAAUGUUUAUCAAUUUGAAACCUGUUCAUAUGAACUUAUCAUUCCGACAUCUGGUUCAUGCUCUGGCCUAUUAUAGGCAGGGUUCCUUAAAACUCAAAAAACAUGCCCAUCUCAAGAACCAUCUGCACACAACCAGGGCAACCUCUUCAGGAAAGAAUGCUCCAGUGUUCACCAGAGCUUUGGCAUAUGGGGACAAAAUAGCCCUAGUUGACCACCGUGGACAGUACACGUACAAAGACCUUUACUAUAGUAGUGUUCGCUUGUCGCAGGAAAUAUGCAAGAUUCACAACUGUCUCAGUGGAGACAUUAAGGGAGAAAGGAUCUCCUUCAUCUGCUCCAAUGAUGUGUCUUACGUCAUUGCCCAAUGGGCAUCCUGGAUGAGUGGAGGCAUCGCUGUUCCUCUGUACAAGAAGCAUCCAGCCUCUGAACUGGAGUAUGUCAUUCGAGACUCCCAGAGCUCUUUGGUCAUUGCUGGCAAUGAGUAUGUGGAUCUUCUAACCCCUAUUGUUACCAAGAUAGGGGUACCAUUUUUGCCCCUUUCAUCCACAGUCUGUGGCAGAGAAGCAGAUGAGCCAACCAAAGAGCACACUCCCCAGUUAGAGUGGAACAAUAGAGGCGCCAUGAUCAUCUACACAAGUGGGACUACGGGAAGACCCAAAGGAGUUCUAAGCACACAUCAGAAUUUAAAAGCGGUGAUCACUGGGCUUGUUGACAAAUGGGCAUGGACUAAAGAUGAUGUGAUUCUUCAUGUCCUUCCAUUGCACCAUGUCCACGGCGUGGUCAAUAAGUUGCUUUGUCCACUCUGGGUGGGAGCUACCUGUGUUAUGCUACCUGAAUUCAAUGCCAAAGUGGUCUGGGAAAAGUUUUUAAGCUCUGAAAAGCCACGGAUCAAUGUUUUUAUGGCAGUACCUACCAUUUAUUCCAAAUUGAUGGAUUAUUAUGAUCAACAUUUUACUCAGCCUCACGUCCAGGAUUUUAUACGUGCAGUCUGUGGAGAAAAAAUCAGGUUAAUGGUUUCAGGAUCUGCUGCCCUCCCAGUGCCUGUCCUAGAGAGGUGGAAGAAGCUCACAGGACACACUUUGCUGGAGAGAUAUGGAAUGACAGAGAUUGGAAUGGCACUGUCUAACCCCCUGAUGGGUACUCGUGUCCCAGGUGCUGUGGGUACUCCAUUACCUGGAGUAGAGGUAUGCAUUGUCUCUGAGAACUCCAGGAAGGAGAACCACUCUUACCUCAUUCAUGCCCAAGGAGACCAGAAUGGAACUAAGGUGACUCCAGGUUCAGAGGACAAAGAAGGGGAACUUUUGGUGAGAGGUCCUACAGUAUUUCAAGAAUACUGGAACAAACCUGAAGAAACCAAGAAUGCUUUCACACCUGAUGGCUGGUUUAAAACAGGAGAUACAGCUGUGUUUAAGGAUAACAGGUACUGGAUCAUGGGCCGGACAUCUGUGGACAUCAUUAAAAGCGGGGGCUAUAAAAUCAGCGCUCUGGAAGUUGAGCGCCAUUUACUGAGCCACCCUAGUAUCAUGGACGUGGCUGUCAUUGGCGUUCCAGAUAUGACCUGGGGCCAGCGGAUCACUGCUGUGGUCAAGCUUCGUGAAGGCCAAUCGCUCUCUUACAAAGACCUGAAAGAAUGGGCAAGAGGAUUCAUGGCGGCGUACACCAUCCCUUCCGAGCUCUUGCUAGUUGAGGAAAUCCCACGGAACCAGAUGGGGAAAAUCAACAAAAAGGAUCUCCUCAAACAGUUCUACCCUGCUUAGCCAGACCCAAAGCCCAGGUGAUCGGAGCCCUUUAAUGCCAGACUCUCCCCCUAUGAUUGGACCUUGGGAAAAGGCAAGAACAAACAGAGGCAUCUCCUCUUUCAAUCAGCGGUAUCAGAGCUGCUUAAACAGAAUUAAGCAAUGAUUGUUCUAGAUUUAAUCUGGUUGUGCUUUUCCAGAGUCUCAAAUGGAUUGCUAAAUGCAGAGCAGUCAAAAUGCCCCCCUCUGCUUUCUCACAAAGGAGGGCUCUUUUUCCUGCUCUCCUCCCAAUCCGCAUCUGAGGACAUGUUACCCAUCUCGCUGUUUUUAAUAGGUAUCCGGUGUGUCCCUGCAGAGCUCCAUGCUAACCGUCCAGGAUAAAAAGGGAGAAGUGGGCCAGGGGGCUGGCAAGAUGCUUUUCCCCUCCAGCCACUGGGUACCUCAUCCCCAGCUCCCAUCCGCUAAGGCUUUGGACUUGUUGCUGACGGUGGUGGUGGCCACUUUCCCAGUGAAACGCUUUGGUGUAGCAUAAACAUGUCAGUGGGGGUCUCCCCAGCCCUCUAAGCAAGAUCAGUUCAAAGAACUGAAUUAAAAAGAAACCAUCAAAACCAA
Molecule: messenger RNA, 2424 nt
Organism: Gracilinanus agilis (Agile Gracile Mouse Opossum)
Lineage: Eukaryota; Metazoa; Chordata; Mammalia; Didelphimorphia; Didelphidae
Gene: ACSF3
Product: acyl-CoA synthetase family member 3
Exons: 10
Coding region: 79-1833 (584 amino acids)
Biological process (GO): fatty acid metabolic process
Molecular function (GO): medium-chain fatty acid-CoA ligase activity
Source: RefSeq, a predicted model, not a curated record